AUGGUGUCUUCCCUGAAGGUUUUCUUUACAAUUCUUCUUCUAAGUUUUGUUGGCAAAGGUUUAAGCCAAGUAUGUAGCUUGGACAAUCUGAACAUAGAUCAACAUCGGACGGAUAGGAUAAUACAAGGCAAACCAGAAUGGAACGUGACAGUGAUCAAUAACUGCAAUUGUUCGCGACAAGGCAUGGCUUUGUCGUGUGCAGGAUUCAAAACAGCUGAACCAGUUGAUCCUGCAGUUUUUAAACCGAUUGACAAUGGACUAUGUGCUGUCCUUCCAAACAAACUCUUGAAACCUCAUGACACUGUAAAGUUCGCCUAUGCUUGGGACCCUCCUUUUAUUAUGUUCCCUCGGAGAGCUACCAGUGUUUGUUGA
Molecule: messenger RNA, 372 nt
Organism: Camellia sinensis
Lineage: Eukaryota; Viridiplantae; Streptophyta; Magnoliopsida; Ericales; Theaceae
Product: TPD1 protein homolog 1B-like
Biological process (GO): cell fate determination
Source: RefSeq, a predicted model, not a curated record